Molecule: messenger RNA, 2010 nt
Organism: Camellia sinensis
Lineage: Eukaryota; Viridiplantae; Streptophyta; Magnoliopsida; Ericales; Theaceae
Product: Tetratricopeptide repeat (TPR)-like superfamily protein
Biological process (GO): RNA modification
Molecular function (GO): RNA binding; protein binding
Source: RefSeq, a predicted model, not a curated record
UCUCACUCUCAACUGGAGUUUUUUAAGCUAAUCAAUGAGAUGCUCAACCGAGUUAAAACUAAUGGAACUCGCAUCACCUCAUGGAUACCAAGCUCUGUGCUACGCCAAUCCUUCUUCGAACAACUACUACACAAAAUCCAAUACUUCUUACCAUGGUUACUUCAACGUAGCAAUCAGCAUAGCUAACCAUUCUAAACCCAUCUUCCCAACACAAAUUCACUUGCCUCUCCACAGACCCAAUCACCACCUACCGCCACCGCCACUGCCACUGCCACUGCCACCGCCCAAAAAGUGGAAGAGCACCACCACCACCACCACAACAACGUCGGACGUUUUGCGUUUGAUGGAUGGACUCGGCCUUCCCAUACCCAUAGACAUCUACACAUCUCUCCUCAAAGAAUGCAUCACCACCCGGGACCCCGCCGGAGCUCUUGAUUUGAUUGCCCACAUCAACCGGAGCGGCCUCCGACCUGGGUUGCUGUUCUUUAACCGAAUCCUGUUGAUGUAUGUCUCGUGCGGGCUCGUCGACAAUGCCCGCCAUGUGUUCGACAAAAUGCCCACAAAGGAUUGUAAUUCUUGGGCGGCAAUGAUUGCCGGUUACAUGGACAAUGAUAACUACGAAGAAGUGAUAAAUUUGUUCGUAGAAAUGCGAUGCAGUCUCCAAUACCAUCAAAUCAAUGCUGACAUGCUUGGUUUCCCCGAAUCUUGGAUCAUUGUGUGCAUUUUAAAGGCGUGUGUUCAGACAAUGAAUUUGGGACUUGGGAGACAAAUUCAUGGGUGGUUAUCGAAGAUUGGUUAUUCCAAGGACUUGUUUUUAAGUAGCUCGUUGAUUAACUUGUAUGGGAAAUUCGGAUGUCUUGAAGGGGUGGACUCGGUUUUCGAUCAUAUGGCUUGUCGGAACACUGUGGUUUGGACGGCUAAAAUUGUUAAUAAAUGUAGAGAAGAGCAAUAUGAUGAGGUUCUUAAUGUGUUUAAGGAGAUGGGAAGGGAAGGAGUGAAGAAGAACGGUUUCACGUUUUCUAGUGUUCUGAGAGCGUGUGGGAAGAUGAAGGAUGAUGGGCUUUGUGGCCGGCAGGUGCAUGCCAAUGCAAUCAAACUAGGAUUGGAAUCCAAUGAUUUUGUGCAGUGUGGGUUGGUUGACAUGUAUGCGAAAUGUGGAUUACUAAAGCACGCAAGAGUGGUGUUUGAGAUGGAUGGAGAGGAGAGAAAUGCUGCGUGUUGGAAUGCCAUGCUCAUGGGUUACAUACAGCACGGAUGUUGCAUUGAGGCCAUCAAGAUUGUUUACGCGAUGAAAUCAUCUGGCUUGCAACCUCAGGAAUCAUUGCUCAAUGAAGUCAGGUGUACUUGUGGGAGUGGAUUUCUUGAGAACUAGAAAGAUGGAACUGUGUACAUGAAUCGAUUAACGCCUCCUUACUUGCAUAUAGUUCUCAUCUUUGUAUAUCAAUUCGACAAAGUAUAGAGAGGAUAGAACUUCUUUCCUUGCUAGUACCAAACUUUUGUGUUCCAGGACAGACUUCAAGACAUCAUGAGCACACAAAUACAGUGACAUUUCAUGUUCCCAUUUCGCAGUUUGAUUUCUGGUCUGGAGUUGGGAAACACCGGUGGAUCACUAUUUGUGUGUUUGGCUAAGUAUGGAAAUUAUUCAAUAGUAACACUGGCUUGCGUGAAGCUACAGAUAUGUUCAGCUAUAAUUUCAGGGUAGACAAAUACUUGUUGAUCAUGUGGAGAGAUUGCGAAGGAGUUGCCAAUGCCAGUCUUUAGAAGUUGUAAUCUCAUGCAUUCACGAGAUCACAUUGCUUUUAAGUCAGUACCAUUUCAUGUUAUGCAAACUUUUGAAUCACUCGCCAUCAUGAAAUUUAUCAUUAGAGUUGUCUAUACAAUCUAGUGUUUGUACAUUUUCUUUUGAUCACCUGUGCAUAAGGAGGAUCUUGUUUGGAGCCAGUUGUUUUCCAGCACUUUUAAUAUAUUUAUUUUUUAAAUAAAAUGUAAGAGACAUACCUUUUGUAUUAA